AUGUCUGCCGGGUAUGCAUCUAGAUUAUCUUCCUAUCCGAACAAGGGAAUCGUGGGCUUACCUGAAAGUUUCGACUCGAAGCGUCAGAGAGACUUGAAAUUGAAAAAACUUUCCGAGCUCGUUCGGGAUUCUAAACAUCUAGUGGUUGUGACGGGAGCGGGGAUAAGCACAAGUGCCGGGAUUCCCGACUUUCGUGGACCUGAGGGGAUAUGGACUUUGGAAAAGAAGGAGAAUAAUCGGAAACGGAAAUCCAGACAAUCUAAACCAAACCCUAACCCCAAUCGGAAACGGAAACAUUCACACACCACACAUGACCAACAUAAGCUGGAGAGUAGUGACAAGAGGCACAUCAAGAAAAGCACAUUUACCAAACAUCCAAUUGAUAGUGAUUCUACUAGUAUGGAAUUUUCCAAGGCGCAACCGACCCUUACUCACAAAGCAUUAACCAGGCUUGCAAUAGACGGCAAACUCAAAUACCUAAUCACACAAAACGUCGACGGCUUGCAUCGAAGAGCCGGCCUAGUGCGAAACAUGCAUUGCUCGCUACACGGUUGUGCGUUUACAGAAAAAUGCGAGAGUUCAGACUGCCGUGCAGAAUUCUUUCGUGACUUCGAUAUUGGAGGGAUGAGUUUUCAACCAACUGGUAGAAGGUGUACCCUUUGCAAUGAGAAAUUGCUAGAUACACUCCUCGAUUGGGAGGAUGCACUUCCAGAAGCAGAUUUCCAACGAGCCGAGGCUGAAUGUGAAAAGGCCGAUUUGGUCAUUUGUUUAGGGACAUCUUUACGGAUUGAACCAGUAGGAAGUCUACCACUGCGUGCUAGCAAGUUUGUCAUUGUCAAUCUACAAGUCACACCGAAAGAUGAGCAUGCAGCUCUUGUUAUCAAGGCUUCUGUCGAUUCAGUGAUGGAGCAUCUUAUGUCAUAUCUCGGAUUCGACGACAACUGGAAGGAUACUGCAGCUCCCGUGGAACGAAUUUGGACGGCGGGACAGUCCGAAAAAUAG
This is a messenger RNA of Cylindrotheca closterium, 1002 nucleotides long. NCBI's taxonomy places the organism in Eukaryota, Bacillariophyta, Bacillariophyceae, Bacillariales, Bacillariaceae. The record is from the annotation of a GenBank genome assembly.